Zeugodacus cucurbitae (melon fly) is the source of this 3765-nucleotide messenger RNA. Its product is annotated as knirps-related protein. The record is from RefSeq and is a predicted model, not a curated record. The coding region runs from base 1309 to 3723 and encodes 804 amino acids. Gene Ontology annotation, biological process: regulation of DNA-templated transcription. The transcript is spliced from 5 exons. Gene Ontology annotation, molecular function: sequence-specific DNA binding; DNA-binding transcription factor activity; zinc ion binding. NCBI's taxonomy places the organism in Eukaryota, Metazoa, Arthropoda, Insecta, Diptera, Tephritidae.
GCUAGCGAGCGCUCUGGCGCAUGCUGCUGCCGAUUGCUUUGCAGAAUGGCUUUGCAAUAUUCGCCUUUAGUGGUACUUCGCGCUUCUUUCUUGCUGGUUCGUUUGAUCAGCUAAACGACAACACGACGCGGCAAAUACGACCACCGUCCCAGCGACGGCGGCGACAUAGUCGAUCGAUAGCGAGUUCGAUCAUAGCAAAGCAAACCAAACUAAACAACAAACAGCCGGCUAACGAAACGACGACGGCAAAUGCAAACGCGUUGCAAAUAGUAAAUACACCAAAAAAUCGGUUGUUACUUGAUAUGUGGCGUGUGUUUUAUGAAAUGACAUUCGGUGAAUUUUUAUAAACAAUAACGGUGUUUACGAGUGCUUCACGGCACAUAUACGCAUGUAUUGAUAUCCUUAAAAACUGCAAAAAAUAACAAAACAUUUGCGUGGCAUUUGAAAAUCAAUUGUUCGCUAUUUGCUUGCCAAAGUGUUCCUGGAAGUUACUAAAAAAGAAUUUGCAAUAAAAAAGUGAAAAAAGCAACCGUUCAACGAAAAUUAAGCAAUAAACCAUAAAGUCGGCAGCCAAAACUACGUAAUAACAAAGCAACAAACACGGUAAAUACAACAAACAGCUAAGCAUGCCUAAUUGCGGUAGAAAGGUCAUGUGCGCAGACGCAACUACUACCGCGCAUGCAUAAAGGCUCAACAGCAGCAACAACAACUACAACGCAGGCGUUUAGUGGAAAAUAUUUGUGACUGGCUGACAAUGCGUGGCGUAAAUAUGUGUAUGUAAAUGCAAUAAGAAGCGAAAAAAAAACAGAAACAUAGUUACAUACAUAUGUAUAUGAGGAAACACAUGGUUGAUUUUUUUAAAGCUGAACAAAUUAUGGUGUUGACUUGUGGAAAAAUAUGCGUAAAAUCAGCAAAAAUAUAAACACUAAAAAUUUAAAUUAAAUAAAUUAAAUAUUUAAAUACAUUAUCUAAAUAUUUUAAAGAUAUAUUUUAAAGAAUCAAAAUAAUAAUUUCAGAAAUAUAUAAAAAAAUAUUGAAAACAAAAACAGAGAUUAAAAUAAUAAUAAAAAAAUAAAAAAAGAAAGAAUACCUGAAAAUAUCUGCAAAAAGAACAAUAAUACAACAAAUUUACCGCAAAGUACUUCAAAGUACUUCAAAAACAUUAUUUAUACAACAUAUAAUGAUAAGAACAACACAAGAAUAGCAGAGAUAUAAAAUCGGAUAAUUCUACUAACAGCGUAACCAAGCUCUCUGCAUUAUAUACAAGACUUUUCUAACAACAACAAUAGCAACAAACCACUCAUCAAAAUGAUGAAUCAGGAUAAUCCGUAUGCGAUGAAUCAGACCUGCAAGGUCUGUGGGGAGCCUGCGGCGGGUUUUCAUUUUGGUGCAUUUACAUGCGAGGGUUGUAAGUCCUUCUUCGGUCGCUCCUACAACAAUCUCUCUUCCAUUAGUGAUUGCAAGAAUAACGGUGAAUGUAUAAUCAACAAGAAGAAUCGUACCGCAUGCAAAGCUUGCCGGCUACGCAAGUGUCUGAUGGUCGGUAUGUCCAAGAGUGGCUCACGCUAUGGACGCCGUUCGAAUUGGUUUAAAAUACACUGUCUACUGCAAGAGCAGCAGCAGCAAGCUGCGGCAGCAAUGGCAGCACAUCAUAAUAAUCAGCAACAGGCAGCAGUUGCUGCCGCGCACGCAGCGGCACAACAUGGCGGACCACCACUUAUGCCGGGGCAGAAACCACAAGCGCCACAUGGCAUGUCACCGCAUGGACCGCCCAGCAGCGCCGCCGCAGCAGCCGCGCUUGGUAUGUUGGGGCAUGCAGGCGCAUACCCCGGACUCUAUCCGCCACGCACGAAGGAGGAGUUGCUAAUGUUGGGACUCGAGGAAUAUGCUGCAGCAGCAGCGGCCGCCAAACAUCCUGCCAACGCAUCGCCGGCCGUUAGCUCGCCUGACUCGCACAAUUCAGAUAAUUCGUUAGAAAUUAAUACGCGCGGUGGUGCGAGCGCCAAUGCGCUGCUACACUUGAGCGCCAAACAUGCCGCAGAGGCGGGCGGUGCAUCAGCGCAAGCGCCGCCACCACCACAACUACGCAAAGACUUGCCACAUUUCCUGCCGCUGCCGUUCCCUGGACUCGGUUCAAUGCCAGUCAUGCCACCACCUGCCUUUCUACCACCGUCACACUUGCUCUUCCCCGGCUACCAUCCGGCGUUGUACUCACAUCAUCAAGGGCUGUUGAAAACUUCAGCGGAACAACAGCAACAGGCCGCCGCGGCUGCAGCCGCUGUGCAUCAGCUAUUCAAUACAAAUAGUGUAGCGCAAAAUCGUUUUCCACCCGCAAUGCAAGCGCCCAGCUCACCAUUGACAGUAGCUAACACCACAACGCACAAUAAUAAGCUGGACGCCUGUAAGGAAGCGGAGCGUGUCGCGCAGAGUCCGAAGACUGGUGACGCGCUUAACAACAAUCAUAUACCCAAUGGCAGUAAAGCGGCAGAGGAACUCACAAAGCGCUUCUACUUAGACGCAGUGCUCAAGUCACAACGCAACAGUCCACCGCCGACGACAACAAAAUUGCCCGAACAUCCGAAGCACGAUUACUCUAUCUCCGCUUUGGUGACGCCGAAUUCAGAGAGUGGACGCGAGCGUUUGCGUAGUCGGCAAAGCAAUGAGGACGAUGAGGAAUGCGACGAGCGGCAUGACGCGACGCGUUGCAUUACAACAAAAGCCGCCACAACUGCUAUUGGUGACGCGCACGCGCUAGUGGGUAAUGGUGGCGAUAGUGAUGAGCGCGCGGCCAAAGCGCAAAGCGACAAUGAUGAAGAUGAUGAUGAGGAACUGGUUGUGUCUAUGACGCCACCGCAUUCGCCUGUGAAUAAUCGCGUGCUCAAUAGCGGCGAGGAUGAUGGUACUACGACGACUACGGCAAACAAUACUAACAACAGCACCACCACGCCCGCAACAACACCAACGCCAGCGGUGGCAACGCUAACAAGCGCCUUACCACCAGCUGCGAAGUCCACACUGCAACAGGACAAUCCUAUUGAUUUGAGCAUGAGGACUUGUAGCUCAGUGGCGAGCAGUUCGCUCAGCAGCAAGUGCAGCUCGACUGGCUCAGUGCAAGCAACCGACAGCGAUAAUGAAAUUGAGUGUGUGAUGGAACAGGAACAGCAGACAAAGUGUCGGCAGCUCAGUAGCCCCGCUGAAAGACAAGCUCAAAAUAUAAAGUCGUUUGCGGAGUGCGCUGAAGAAGAAGAGGUACUACAGGUGGACAUUGAUGGUUUGGAUAAACCAGUUGAUACUAGACUCCACAAACUCUGUGACAAUAACAAAAACAACAAUAAUAACAAUGACAACAACAGCGCUAACAAUAACAACAAUAAUAGCAACAACAGUAAUAAUAGCAAUAACAACAACAAUAACAGCAACAACAAUACAACACAUGUUAUCAACUCAAGCGACAGCGAUGAAAGCGUUCUGCAGUUGGACGUCGUGAAGCGGAAGUUACAACAUAACGUUAGCGGCAAGCAGUCGGACAGCGAUGCGCUGUGUGCCAAGCGUUUGAGAUUAAGCGCGGCAGCCACUGCGCUGGAGUGCGCCGUCAAUAUGAAAGCUGGGGUAGGCAGCGUAGGCGACUGUGUUGGCGCGGCAUCGAAGGCAGCAAGUGGUAAUGUCGCAAGCGCCGUGACACCAACAACAACAACACCAUUGGAUUUGACCACGAAGGUUUAGUUUGAAAUGGAAAUGGAUAUUUUAGUGAAAUUGAUUAAUUUU